Messenger RNA from Oncorhynchus keta (chum salmon), 1023 nucleotides. RefSeq names its product prostasin-like. Gene Ontology annotation, molecular function: serine-type endopeptidase activity. Gene Ontology annotation, biological process: proteolysis. The transcript has 3 exons. The record is from RefSeq and is a predicted model, not a curated record. Lineage: Eukaryota; Metazoa; Chordata; Actinopteri; Salmoniformes; Salmonidae. Bases 331 to 666 code for a protein of 111 amino acids.
UGUUGCAGCCUUUCAAGCAACCUGAUAGUCAAAGCUGGGACCACAGAUACAAACCACAAUGACGCGAACACACAGGAAGUACAAAUUGAGAGGAUAGUCCCGCACAAACUUUUUAAUCCUAUCACACUGAGAUACAACAUUGCACUUCUGAAGUUGAAACCCCCCCUUGUAUUCAACACCUUUGUGGAUGAAAUUUGCAUCCCAGAUAAUUCCAAUGUUGAAGAACAUCAGUAUGGUAUCUGCCACAUCACAGGCUAUGCAGGGCCCAAUGCAAACACCAGCAUUUUACAAGAAGCAGAAGUGAAGAAAAUUGGCAAUCCCAGGUGUAACAUGCCUACCUGGUGGAACUACAAAGUGGCGAGGGACAUGUUUUGUAUGUCUCAUCCCAGUGGCAUGGGUGGUCCUGAUGGUUGUGAGAUGAAUCUUGGGGGCCCUGUGAGCUGCUUCAUGCCUGCAAACAACCGCUACUACAUCUAUGGGGUGCGGGUGUAUACCCAAGACUGUGGUGUGCCUCGGCGGCCCAACAUUUACCUCAAAGUGAGCAAGCAUUUCUACUGGAUUCAAAGAGAAGUUGGGGACAGCGCCCCCCCCAUCCUUGCACCAAUUCACAGUCGUUCUUUGGCCAUGUGCUUUUUGCUUUCCAGCUUAGCUAAGGUGGUGAUUUGACACCAGUUACAUUUGUGACAUUUUAUUUAUUAAUUUAAUUUGAGAGCAGUCUAAAUAUUUUUAACUAAACAUAUGAUACUAUAAAUAAAAAGUAUGGAGGAAAGGAUUUUGAGCGCUCAGACAACACAAAUGAAGCUGACACCCCCCCCCCAGGGGCAGGGAGCAGCACCAUAGACACCAGGCUUGAAGGGGUGGGGUGAAUAGUAGAGACAGUCAAAGGUUUGCCAUGCAACACCAAGGUAGAUGCUACUGUACGUAAUGACUUUUUUGUUGAUGCAGAUUGUAGAACAUUGGGUUGCCUUGUAUUUGAUAUCUCAGAUGACAAAUUAAGUAGACUUCACCCUCCACAUAUACUCA